This is a messenger RNA of Malus domestica (apple), 1413 nucleotides long. RefSeq lists its product as uncharacterized. The record is from RefSeq and is a predicted model, not a curated record. NCBI's taxonomy places the organism in Eukaryota, Viridiplantae, Streptophyta, Magnoliopsida, Rosales, Rosaceae.
AUGGUACCAAAAGCAAAUGAGGUGUGUGCCAUUUGCAACAUACCAAACCACCUUACUCAUCAAUGUCCAUCUAGGGAAGCCUACCCCGAAUUUGUCCAAGAGCAAGUGAACCUCAUGAAUUCUUACAAUCAAAGGCCAAGGAAUGAUGUGUAUUCAAACACGUAUAACCCAGGGUGGAGAGAUCAUCCCAACCUUUCAUGGAAGAACAACAAUUUCCAAAACUUCCAACCAAAACCUGCCCCUACACUUGAGGAUACGGUUAAGUUGUUAGCUCAAAACACCUUGCAAUUCCAACAAGCCACAAAUAGCACUUUCCAACAACAUUCGGCGGCUUUAAACAAAAUGGAGACACAAUUGGGACAGAUUGCUGAUGCCUUGAACCAAAGAGAGGUUGGAAAGUUUCCAAGCCAACCCGUGAUACUCCAAAGGAACCAAGAGCAAGCCAAAGCAAUCACUACACUUAGAAAUGGUAAGGUUAUCAAUAAUAGAGUUGGCAAUGAAGUUACUAAUGAAUUUGAUCAUGUGAAUGCAGGGGUUACUCAAGGAGAAAAUGAGAAACCAAAUGAGGAACCAAGCCAUGCCAAUUCCUCAUUUGAAGCACCAAAUCUUCACAAGGCCGAGAAGCCUUACACUCCACCAAUACCAUUCCCUGGAAGACUUGCCAAGAGCAAGCAGGAUAAGUCAUUUAAAGACAUUUUUGAUAUUCUAAGUAAAGUGAAUGUUAACUUACCUUUGCUUGAUGUCAUUAGGAACAUGCCAGCUUAUGGGAAAUUCUUCAAAGAGUUAAACAACUACAAAAAGAAGUAUGGACCACAUGAGAAGGUAGUGGUGUCUGAGAAUGUAAGUGCAGUGUUGCAAAGAAAACUUCCACCAAAGCUUAAAGAUCUAGGGAGUUUCUCUAUCAACAUUACCAUAGGAGAAAAUAAAGUUGAAAAGGCAAUGCUUGAUUUGGGUGCUAGCAUCAACUUAAUGCCUUAUUCUGUGUAUCUUCAACUAGGUUUGGGGGAAUUGAAAGCCACCACCAUUUCAUUACAACUUGCGGACAGAUCCGUGAAGUAUCCAAGAGGUAUAGUAGAGGAUAUUCUAGUUCAAAUUGAUAAACUAAUCUUGCCUGCGGAUUUUGUAGUGUUGGACAUGGAAGAAGCGCCUAUACAUGACCGAGAGUUGCCUAUUUUGCUUGGAAGACCAUUCAUGGCCACGGCCAAGACCAUCAUUGAUGUGCAAAAUGGACUCCUCACUAUGACAGUGCUAGGAAAGACCGUGCAAUUUAAAGUGUUUGAGUCUCUUUCUCAUCCUUCUUCAUCUCUUGAGUGCUAUGCCAUUGAUGUGCUUGAUUCAAUUGUUUUCUCUAAGUUCUUGCAGGCACAAUCUAUUGAACCAUUACAAACUGUUUUGACUCAAUCUCAAGAUUAG